This is a messenger RNA of Dovyalis caffra, 186 nucleotides long. Lineage: Eukaryota; Viridiplantae; Streptophyta; Magnoliopsida; Malpighiales; Salicaceae. The record is from the annotation of a GenBank genome assembly.
AUGGCAUUUGGUUUGACCGAGACGAGAGAGAAACUCCGCAAUUGGCCGUUUACUGCUCAUAAGAAGCAGCCUUCUUUUCCUCUCACAAGGCACGAGUUGUAUCACAGGACUCCAAGAGGAAAAUACCAAAUUGUUGAGCUUUCGCGGUGCUUGAAAUGGAGUAUGAACCCAGGCAAACCAAAGUAA